AUGGCCUUGCCGAAAUUCAGAACCAAUGCAUCUGCUGAGAAGCCACAACACCCGUAUUAUAUCGUGUAUCGAAAGCUCGAAAAAAUAAUCAAGCGGAUGCUGGAUGAGAAUGGAGGCGUGGCUGUGCGUACCGUCAAGAGCUUUUUGUCAAAGAUUCCUAGCGUGUUCACCGGUUUCGACUUGGUUCAGUGGAUCCAUACGAACAUUCCGACGGAUGAUCUUACCGAGGCACUGCAUCUGUCGCACAUGCUGGCCUCACAUGGCUACUUAUUCCCAAUCGAUGACCAUCUACUCAUGGUUAAGUGCGAUAACACCUUCUAUCGAUUCCAGACUCCAUAUUUUUGGCCCACCAACUGUUGGGAGCCGGAAAAUACGGAUUACGCCGUUUACCUAUGCAAACGAACGAUGCAUAACAAAGCUCAUUUGGAACUUGAGGAUUUCGAGGCAGAAAAUCUGUCUAAAUUGCAAAAAAUGUUUUGCAGAAAGUGGGAGUUCAUAUUUAUGCAGGCUGAAGCCCAGUACAAAGUGGAUAAGAAGAGGGAUAGACAAGAACGCCAGAUUCUUGAUAGUCAGGAACGAGCUUUCUGGGAU
This is a messenger RNA of Soboliphyme baturini, 591 nucleotides long. The record is from the annotation of a GenBank genome assembly. Lineage: Eukaryota; Metazoa; Nematoda; Enoplea; Dioctophymatida; Soboliphymatidae.